AUGAAUGCAGGGAUCCAGAACGAAGACCGCAGACCCUCGUCCGGUAGCAUGCGGCGAGAUGUCGAGCGCGCCCGCCGCCGCUCCAGUAUUCGCAUGAACCUGAAUCUUGCAGACCCGGGCAUGCCUGCGCCGGGCGAGAUGCAGAGGCGGGGGAGGGAGGGGGGCGAGAGGGAAAGGGCGCCGAGCCUGGGCGAACUGCAUCAGGAGCUGGAAUAUGAGCAGGAGGGACAGGUGAACCGUCUCCUGAGCAUGAUCCGCACCCAACAGUCCCAAAUCAACACCCUCCAAGCCACCCAGCACCCUCACCCCUCCUCGUCCUCCGCCGUAGACGACAACGACACCCCCACCUCCGAGCGCUCCAUGUCCAUCCCACCGCCCUCCCAACCACACUCCACAUACGCCCCCCAGUCCGCCAUCUCACCUCUACCCCGCUCGCGCUCCCCCUUCCCCAUGAGCAUCAGUCGCCAAUCCUCCUUCGCAGACCGCUCACGAGGCGGAAGCCAGCUCGGCUCGCCCGCCCUGCGCCCCGUAUCGAGCCAAGCCAGCGGCCCGCACGACCACGACAUGCUGCCCAGCUCCGCCGCGUCAGCAACAGGCAGAGACGAGAGCGCCUUCUACCAAGCCGAGACGCAGAACCUGACGCGCGAGAACCAGAUGUUGAAGGGCAGGAUACGCGAACUAGAACGCCAACUCUUGGACAUGAAUCCUACGAGCCAGAUCACGCAUUCGCCCGCCGUUUCCUCGGGCCUGGGCGUGCAAGAUGGGGCGUCGGGCGCGGACCAACCGCCCCCUUCUUCUUCAUCGGCCACGGAGUAG
This is a messenger RNA of Dothidotthia symphoricarpi CBS 119687, 816 nucleotides long. RefSeq lists its product as uncharacterized. The transcript is spliced from 3 exons. The record is from RefSeq and is a predicted model, not a curated record. The coding region runs from base 1 to 816 and encodes 271 amino acids. Lineage: Eukaryota; Fungi; Ascomycota; Dothideomycetes; Pleosporales; Dothidotthiaceae.